AUGCUGUGGAUAUUUCGUUAUUUUCUUGUCUUUGUUUCGUUCACCAACCUUGUGAUCACUGAGGAUCAAUGCAGGAUAGAAAUUAACAUUCGUGGCAUGGCUCUCAAAGGCUUCGUUUUCAAGAGAAUGACAGUAGCAGCUCCUCAUAUCUGUGAUAUCUUAUGUGAAAGGGAAAUUACAUGCCAGAGCUACAAUUUCAACAGAAAAGAACAGAUCUGUGAGUUGAACAACCGCACAAAGGACGCAAGGCCCGAGAAUUUCCGCUCGGAUCCAGCAUGGUUUUAUAUUCGCCGUUUGAGCGGAAGAGGUAACUAUUCAGCCAAUAAUGUUGGAUAAUAAUUAUCAAUAUUUUGGUCAUACGUUCCACUUUGCUUACAGUCCGCGUUUUCUGAUCUCCCACGUUCAUCGGUAUCGAUUUUUCUACCAUUUCUCAAUUCUAAUAAUGAACGACAUCAGUUUUAUCCCUUUUCUUUGUAGUUGUUUUGUCGUUUCCCACCAAUAACGUAGCUCCAUCCUCUGCAGAUAAACACAAAACCCACAAUUCUUCCAUUCACUUUGACGUAUCAACUCAGUUGAUAGCACCAAAUAACCUUAUUAUACUCUCCCACCGACGUAGCACCACACUUUCUUUAGAAACUUACCCCCUUUAUUCAAUUCAACUUUUAGUUAACUUCUUCACAAAACAGCUUUGAUACAUGUGUGAAAUAGUGACAACAAAUUAUUUAUUUCAAUUUCUUCUUUAAAAUGAUACAAAAAGCUUAGGGUCUUGAAAGAAGAAAAAAAAGCUGGUGGAUCUAAAGGAAGGGUUUAAAAGUGUGGGGGGCCCACUUCCCAAGAGAAGGCUGCUUGACAGAGCAUUUAAUUUAACACAUUCAAAGGCGGAAUUUAAGUGAAUGGGAUUAGAUCCUCAUUCUAAUUCUCUCGUGUUUUUCACUCUCGGCUUCCGACUAGUGCACCUACAUAUAUUUAAUUUCAACAUUUUUAUCCUUACCAGCUCCCUUGGGUUCGAUUCCGGAGUUACCAGCACGUUCAUGUCAAGAGAUAAAAGCAAACGAAGGGAAAGACACCGCGAGCAACAAAUACUGGCUGGAUCCAUCUGGCACUGGGAAGGGAAUUCUGGUUUACUGUAAUAUGCAUUUGGAAGGUAAAUCUUUAAAUUUAUCUUCGGAAGGUAAAUUUUUUUAA
Messenger RNA from Pocillopora meandrina, 1185 nucleotides. NCBI's taxonomy places the organism in Eukaryota, Metazoa, Cnidaria, Anthozoa, Scleractinia, Pocilloporidae. The record is from the annotation of a GenBank genome assembly.